Molecule: messenger RNA, 2041 nt
Organism: Paramisgurnus dabryanus
Lineage: Eukaryota; Metazoa; Chordata; Actinopteri; Cypriniformes; Cobitidae
Source: RefSeq, a predicted model, not a curated record
UCUUGACAUAGGAAAACAUCAACAUGGUAGGUCUGUACUGCUGCAUUGUAAACUGCACUAGCAAGACACACGAUCGAUCAGUAAAAAGAAAAAACUAUGGGAUUCGUUUUUUCAAGUUUCCAACGUGUAAACGGCGGGAAGGGGAGCAUGUUGAAGAUGUAACGAGAAGACGUCGCGUGGCGUGGAUAGCGGCAGCAAGACGAAAAGACAUCACUUAUCACAACAUCCCUGUGUCAAUGAGAGUGUGCUCUUUGCACUUUCAUUCAGGACAACCAGCAUAUGAAAUGUUUGAAACUCAUCCUGACUGGGCACCGUCUUUGCUUUUGGGGCACAGCGAAGUGAAAACUAUAGACAAAGAUAGUUUUAGACGUCAAUUAAAGAGACAUGAAAGGAUCACGACAGGAGAGAAAGUGGAGGACAACAUUAAAUAUGAAGCAGAUGAGAUGGCACAAGAACACAAAGUGAUAUACAAUGAGGAAACUGAGAAGGUAAUGCAGCAGGAAGUGAAGGAGGAAUGGGCACAACAGGACAUAAAAGAGGAGGAACAGGAAGUAAUGGAGGAGAAACGGGUACCACGGGAUGUAAAGGAGGAGAAACGGGCACCACAGGAAAGUGACAUUGCACAAAAUCCUGAUAACCACAGUACACAAGAAUGUGAUCUUUGCAUGUGCAGGCAAAAUGAAAUAAACCGUCUACUAGAGGAAAACAGGCAGCUAAAGCAUAAACUUGAUACAUUCAAAAUGGCAGAGGAGUUUUUUAAGGAUGAUGAUGAUGAAAAAGUAAAAUAUUACACUGGAAUUCCAGGCUUUGCCAUUUUUCAGGUUUUGUUGUCCCAUGUAAUACAGUUUCUGCCUGGCAAGGAUAAAAGACAGUUGACAUGUUUUCAGAUGCUCCUUCUUACCUUCAUGCGUCUGAGAUUGGAUCUGCCCAUCCAGCACAUCGCUCAUCUUUUCAAUGUGGACCGAUCAACUGUUAGUACUGCAUUUAAGCAAACUGUGAGUGUUUUGUACUCCCGCUUGUCUCCACUGGUGCACUGGCCAGACAGAGAGAGUCUGCAAGUCAGUAUGCCACAUCAGUUCGUGGAGAUAUUUGGAAAUCAUUUUGCUGCCAUUGUGGACUGCUUUGAAGUUUCUAUAGAAAGACCAUCAUAUCUUCAAGCAAGGGCACAAACGUUUUUAAACCAUGAGCACACACUAAAGUACCUCAUAUGCAUUAUUCCACAAGGAGUCAUUUCCUUCAUCUCCAAAGGGUUUGGUGGGCGCACUAGUGACAAACAAAUAACUGAGAACUGUGGUUUUCUAGAUAAACUACUGCCAGGGGACAUAGUGUUAGCGGAUAAAGGGUUUGACAUUAAAGAGAGUGUGGGAUUGAUGUGUGCUGAAGUGAAAAUAUCAGCAUUUACAAAGGGGCAACGUCAGCUGGAAGCAAAGGAUGUGAAGGACAUGACAAGCAUUGCACACCUCAGAAUUCACCUGGAGAGAGUCAUCGGUGUUGUACGCAACAAAUACAAAAUCCUUUCUACAACUAUUCCUAUCAGUAUGGUGCUGCCAUGUGAGCUUGAGAAUGUAACAUUUUUAGACAAAAUAGUUACAGUUUGCUGUGCUCUGGUAAACAUGUGUCCAAGUGUUGUACAAUGAUUACUUGAAACAUACACUGCUGACCUGUGAAUUAAUUUUUGUGCAGUUUUACAAUAAUAAACAAGUAUUUUUAAUGAACAGAUUUCUUAAAUACUCAUCUAAAAUGAUUGGUUAGGUCAGGUGUGUGCAAACCUUUUGACUCAGGACCACAUCAAGUUUUCCAUCCAACUGAAGGGCCGCAUGCUAUGUGCAUAACAGAUUCAGGCUUUUUUUAUGAUUUCAAAUUGACAUUCAAUUUCUACUGUACCGUACAUAUACAUGGUCAUACAGUUUAAAUACAGUUUUCUUCAUCUUGGCCUUGUACAUAUUACUGGAUAAAUACAAAUGUAAAAAACAGAUGUGUAAUAUUUAAUUUUUAAAAUCUGUUGAAAUAUUUGGCAUAAUAACAAACAAUUCUUAUUUCA